Messenger RNA from Manihot esculenta (cassava), 613 nucleotides. RefSeq names its product putative phytosulfokines 6. Bases 134 to 418 code for a protein of 94 amino acids. Gene Ontology annotation, cellular component: extracellular region. The transcript has 3 exons. Gene Ontology annotation, molecular function: growth factor activity. NCBI's taxonomy places the organism in Eukaryota, Viridiplantae, Streptophyta, Magnoliopsida, Malpighiales, Euphorbiaceae. The record is from RefSeq and is a predicted model, not a curated record. Gene Ontology annotation, biological process: cell population proliferation.
CACAUGUGAACUAACAACAAAGCCAUCUUCUCUUUCUUUCUUCUGUGGCUCUGUGUGCUGCUGCUGCUUUCUAUUCUAUAUAAGCCCACCUUCCACUCGCCUCUCGCACUCAACACAACACAACCUAGCUAUUAUGAAGCAAAACUCUCUUGUGUUGCUCAUCUUCCUCAGUUUUCUUCUUCUUUCCUCGACUUCUGCUCGUAUCCUACCACCUAAACAAGUUGGAAAAGAGAGAAGGGGUCAUGGGAUUACUCAGUUACCAGGAACUUCAUUCACAGAGAAAAAGGAUGAUGUUUCCCAUCUCAUGGGGUCAGAGGUAGAUGAAUGUGUAGAAGGAGAUGAAGAAUGCUUCCAAAGAAGGAUGGUAGCAGAGGCUCACUUGGAUUACAUCUACACCCAACACCAUAACAAGCCAUAACUAUAACUAUAUGUCUACAUACAUGAAACAAAUAUCGAAUCAUAAUUUGUAAAAAGUAUUACACCAUAUAUAGUUUGAGAUACCAAUAUUAUAUAUGCAGCUAAGCUCAUACCCUCCUUGUAACAGAAGAAAAGUUGUUAAAUGAAUAUCCUUUUUCCGGAUGAAUACAAACUAAUUUAGUUGUUGAUUCUGUCA